Erigeron canadensis is the source of this 1702-nucleotide messenger RNA. Its product is annotated as polyvinylalcohol dehydrogenase-like. NCBI's taxonomy places the organism in Eukaryota, Viridiplantae, Streptophyta, Magnoliopsida, Asterales, Asteraceae. Bases 2 to 1567 code for a protein of 521 amino acids. The transcript has 4 exons. The record is from RefSeq and is a predicted model, not a curated record.
UAUGUCAUUUUAUAAAAAUCUUGUUAUUUGUCUACUCAUAUCUGUACAUCAUGCAGCUACAGAGUGGGUGAAUCAUGGAGGAGAUAUAAAGAAUCGGAGAUUUGCCGCCAGCGAAUAUAGGAUCAACCCUUUAACGGUGCAGAGGCUCAAGCUAAGAUGGAAGUUUUUCACAGGAAGGGAUAUAUCAGCGACUCCUGCUGUUGCCGAUGGAGUAGUUUAUUUUCCAGCAUGGAAUGGGUUCUUGUAUGCGGUGAAUGCCUUCAAUGGUGCACUUAUCUGGCAACAGAAUCUUACUCAGCUGACGGGCUUGCCUGGAACCGGAGUGACGGUGAAUGUAACUGUUGCGAGAGCCACUCCCGUUGUCACGCGCGAUCUUUUGAUUGUGGGAAUCUAUGGGCCAGCUGUUAUGAUUGGUGUCCGUCGAGCAACUGGUCAGCUUGUUUGGUCAACUACAAUUGACCCGCGUCCUCUUGCAGUCAUCACCACAUCUGGAACUGUUUAUUCUAGGGGGCUUUAUGUGGGGGUGUCAUCUUUGGAAGAAACACUACCUGCUAACAAAUGUUGUACGUUUCGAGGAAGCCUAGUGAAGCUCGACACUGGGACGGGAGCGAUUCAGUGGCAGACAUAUACCGUUCCUGAUAAUCAAGGUCGGCUUGGUGGUUAUUCAGGUGGUGCCAUAUGGGGAAGCAGUCCUGCCAUUGAUGUUUCCAGGGGGUUUGUAUAUGUGGCUACUGGAAACCUAUACACUGCACCACCGGAGGUGACGGAAUGUCAAGAAAAGCAAAACAAUCAAACUACAAAACCUACUAAACCCGAUCAGUGUACCGGACCUGAUGUUCGAUUCAACUCGAUAAUCGCUUUUGAUAUAAAUACAGGAAAAGUUAUUUGGUCACAGCAACUAGGGGGUUAUGAUAUUUUUUAUCUAGCGUGCUUAAUUCCAAAUAAUCCGGACUGUCCGCCGGGACCUAACGUGGAUGCAGAUUUUGGAGAAGCACCAAUGUUGCUAACAAUUACGUCCAACAGAAGGUUGCAUGAUGUCGUUGUAGCUGUACAAAAGAGUGGGUUUGCUUGGGCUCUAGAUCGUGACAAUGGCGACAUUGUUUGGUUCAAACUUGCAGGACCGGGAAGCAACGAGGGAGGAGGGAUAUGGGGUGCAGCCACGGAUGGAAGGAGGGUAUACACCAACAUAGCCAAUGGUGCUCAUUUGCCAUUCACCCUUGCACCAUCUAACCAGACAACCACUGCGGGUGGAUGGGUGGCUUUAGAUGCAAACACGGGUCAGAUAUUGUGGACCACGGCUAACCCAAGCAAUGACUCUGCUCUAGGACCAGUGUCAUUAACCAGGGGUGUUGUCUUUGCUGGAUCAGUGGCUCCUAAUGGUCCAUUGUAUGCAAUGGAUGCGACGACUGGGAAGGUGUUGUGGUCGUAUGAUACUGGAGCCACCAUAUAUGGCGGAGUGUCAGCAAGUUAUGGGUGUAUAUAUGUUGGCCAUGGGUAUACUGUUGGGAUAGCCAAAUUUCAUCCUUGGACUCCUGGCAAUUAUCUAUUUGCCUUUUGCAUUACCUAAGGCCAAUCAAAGUAAUAAUCAAACUAUAAUUGUUUGCAGUACUUAAGCACCUCUUAAUUAGCAUAUCAAGGUGCUUCAGUUCUAGAUUGUAGUUUCACGUACUUUGCAUAUAUGCGUAUCAACUAUAUGAUUUGA